UUUCCUCCAUAUCAUGUUGCACUGUUUAAAACUGGCAUUUUUCCCUUUGAAUUCAAAGAAACUGAUGAAGUUAUGCGACAGAAAUGAUAUAUCCUUAUAAAUUCCAAUUAUGGAUAAAGAUUGAGUUAUAUUCUUAACACUAACAAGCAUUCAAUACCUGCAGCAAUAAUUUCCAAAAUGGUAAAUAAUAGCAUACACCUUAAUUAUGGAAACAUUGUCCUCUUUCAUUUCUAGUUCCUGCCUUACCUAUUUAAUGACAUCCAAUGUUGUUGAUAUGUAGAAAAUAUCUUAGCUCUGUGUAGAGUGAAGGUUUUUAGGGCAAUUCUUGACAUACUUGGCGUUGAGUGAUUUAUAAUAAUGGCGUUGAGUGAUUUAUUAUCAAUAUUAUAGUUACCAGAAAAUGCAAACAAACAUUGUAGCGCUUCAAUUAAUGAAGAUACUAUUGGGGUUGAUGCUAUACAAGCUGAGGCCGAGAAUACAGAUGAAAAUCAAAAUUAUGAUUCUGACAAUGACUCUGAAUUCUUGGCAGAUGAUAUCCGUAAUGAUUGUGAUUUUUAUUGAUUCACAGCAUUUCUCUUUCACAAAUAUCUUUUUCAUAUGUGGAAACCCUUUUACAUUUUCUAUCUAUUUCUCAGGAUGAUGUAGAUAGAUGUGUGUUUUAUCUGAUCAUUUGUGUACAUAACAUUAAUCUUUUAACAGCAUUGGUAACGCAAAGCCAGGGUUGAACAAGGAGCCAAAAUUUUUAUGUUUUCCUGUCACAAUUGCUGUUGCUGUUUCAUUUUUGUCCUGUUUGCAAGGUUCGAAGCACAUUAUUGAUGUUAAACAAAGUGCAAAUACUAUGUGCAAAACCUGUUUGCUGCAAAAAGGAAAAUGUAGGGAGAAGUCAACCAUUCAUUCCAAAAACAGCAAUUCCAGCAGGAAAAUUAUUCCUGUCACUUGGAAUUUUUACUGCUGGUCCAACGGCUUCAAAAGUCUUCAGAAUUUUUCAGAACAUGGGACUGGCUUGCAUCAGUUUGAAGACUUUCAUGAAACACCAGCAGGUAAAUGAUACAUCAUAAUGCAUCUAAAGUGUUUAAUUUGAUGGGUACACAAAGUUAUUGAUUGCUAAACAUUACAUGGUUCAGACAAGCAUGUAAGAAUUGGUAAUACAUGUUAAAAUCAAACUGUGUUUAAAACAGUCUGAAUAUUGAAAUUUUGCUUGUAGGAAAAGUUAUUCCCAUCAAUUCUAUUGUUCUGGAAAAAACAUCGGAGCCAAAUGAUUACUGAGAUACAGAACACAGGUGAACAACACAUUAUUGGUGGAGAUAGAAGACAUGACAGCAUGGGCCAUAGUGCCAAGUUCGGUGCCUACACAAUUAUGUGCUUCAACAAUUCAAAGAUUAUCCACUGUGAACUGGUGCAAGUGAAAACAUAUUUGGUGCAGCUGUUUUUAGAGUAGACUGGAUUUACCAUUUAUAUAUAUACCAAUAGAUCUAUAUGUUUGAUAUCUGAAUAUCAAUAUAUUUAUUGCCCGCAACUCGUGCGCGACAGCGCGCGAGUGAAGGGCUUAUAGUCUGCCCCGCGUAUAAGUAGCAUAUGGAAACUUCAGUUCAUGUUGUCAGCACUUUGUCAGCAGAUUUUGUCAUUUUUUUGUUGCCUUGACAACUGUCAAUCAAUUUCAUCGUCAAUCAAUUUUGCUGCUGCUAUGGCAACAAACAAUCAGUUGCACUGUGGAACAAUCGCUCGCAAAUCAAUCAAGUGACAGACGAUGCCAUGUGAGCCAAAAGCGUGAAAAUAUCAGCGUGGGAGUUGACCUCGACAAGGAGGAAGGGAAAGCAGUGUGUGUGAAGGUACGUCAUCAUUUUGCGAAAAGGAGAUUUUAAAACGCUUACAGUUUCAUUAUUAGCAAGUAAAUGUUCUCAUUUGAAAUUAUAUGGAAACUUACACCGAAAAAGAGGAAAUAAAAAGUAGUUGCAGAUUUGUAUGUUGCCAUUUUCUUCUCUUGUGUUCUGUGGUAGCUUUGUCUAUGCCGCCGCCAUAUUGAUUCCUUUAAGAAUCAAGGUUUUGCUGGAGUGUUCCACCCUUGAUUGAAUUUGUGAUAUUCUUUGCCCCUCGUACUUUUUAAUGUUUUUGAAUUAGCAGUUAAAUAUCAAUUGUGAACCGGGGAGCAUCAAGAUUUUUUGCAUUUUUAAACUACCUAGCUAGGCCUAUAUUUCGCAGAGUAAAAGGGAAAUCAGUUAGACUAUAGCUAAAGCGAGCUUUUGAUGUAUCUGUCUUUGCUGGACUUAGCUGACCUGUACUUGUAAGAGCUUUAUAGUGCUUGGAUGAGGUAAAGACUACCCUCCGAGAAAAAUAGUUACUGUUAGUUACUGCAAGUUGACUAUUCAUUAAAUAAUCAUGAGUAGACUAUAGCAAUAUCAGUUAUAUCAGUAUUCUGUGGUUAUGUUUCUGUUUGGCCAUGUCAGGAUCAGUGCUACCAUUUAAUCAUGUACACUUUAUGAAUUCUGUCAGAAGACACCCAGGUGUAUUUUCCUGUGCAGUGGAUUGUUUUUUGGAAGUUUCAUAUUAUAUUUUGUUACCGUACCUGAGAGACGAUUUGGUUCUGGGGCCUUUUCAUCAACAGAUAAGAACUACCUUACUUCAGUACCAUGGUUUAAAAAGCAGUGGUUUUUUGCUAACAGAAGAACUUAUCAUUUUGUUGGAAGAAACACGUGAAACAAUAUGGUCACUAUUACGAUUAAGUUGCCCCUCAUUUACUUCUAUGAAUGCAGAAGCACAAUUUUCUGAAAUUUUUCAAGAAAGGUGUUUUGGCAUUAUGAAUUAUACAGAAAGAAGUCUAUGGAUUUCAAAGUUUAUCUUUAAAGCUUAUUGCAACUCCUGUCAUCAGUUUUUCAUAAAAAAUUUGGAAGUUUUUAUUCACUAUAUUACAAACAGAGGUGUGUUUUCAUUUGGUUUCAAUGAAGAAAAUUGGUAUCUUUUUAUAACCGCAAGCAAUACAACCUGCAAUAAUUUACUUUGUGAUCAGUGCCAUGCCAAUGCAACUGGCAUAAAUUUUUAUGAUUUCAUUCCGCCAACAGUACUUUGUGUUGAACUAGCACCUGAUGCUUUGCAGAAUUUGAAAUUCUUUGAAUAUAUUAUAAUACAUGAAGUAAGGUAUACUUUGAAAGGAAUGGCAAGGUGUUUAAAUGGUCAUUUUACAUGUGCAGUUAAUACCAACUUUGUUUGGAUAUUUAUUGAUGACUUAUGCAAUCAAAUUAGAACAUUUCAAACAAUAGGACAAUUGUAUGAUCAGUUUAGCCAUGGUUGGUUUUUUGGGAUGUAUGUGCUAAGUUCACAAGUGUCAACAAUGACAUCAAUAUCAACACUUCCAACUUCUCCUUAUUCUGAAAAAGUUUCUGCGCAUCUAAUCAAUAAAAACUGUACCUUCUCCAAAGAAACUGUUAAUCAAAACCAACAAAUGGAUGGCAAUAAUAUGGGAAAUUCAGCUUUUAAUGUGAGCGGCAGAAAAAGAACACUGAAAAAGCUUUUUUGCAAUGGUAAAAGAAACAAAAUUAGUGUUUCAAGUUCUAAAAAAGUACAGGUAGUUAUAAGCAGCAGUGUAUCAGGGUGUAAGAAAGUUUCACAUGGUGUAAGAAAGGUAAAAGGCGCGACAGUAGUUGCUUCUCCUGGUAAAAGCACACCAGAAAAAGAUGCUAAUAGAAACAUUGUUACUGGUGAGUGGUACAAGAAUAUUUCCAAAUUUCAUGAAUCAAUGAAAAUGAAAAUUAUUCAAUGUUGCUGUUGUAAUGAAGCCUGGCCAAUUAGUAAACUCCCACCUUUACAAGAUAACAACUACAUGUGUUCCAGGUGUAAAAGAGACAAAAGGUAUCCAAGGAAAUUUAGCAAAGAAAAUAAUAUGAUACCUUCUCCUGUUCCAGCUGAAUUGCAAAAUCUUACACAGUUUGAAGAAAUGCUAAUUGCCAGGGCUUUCCCAGUUAUUCAAGUGUAUACAAAGGCAAGAGGUGGUCAGAGGGCUUACAAAGGUCAUGUUUUAACAUUACCCCAAGAUGUCCAGCAGUUAGCUGAUAUACUGCCUAGAUGUGCAAAGGACCUUCCUGUCAUUAUCAUACAAAUGUAUGGAAAGGAAUACCAAUCACAAGCAUUUAGACUACGUCGCCAAGCUGUAGCUGAUGCUUUACACUGGUUGGUGGCUAAUAAUCCAAUAUACAAACAUAUUACAAUAGAUUAUUUGCAAUAGAUUAUUAGUUGAAAUUUGCAGAGUUUGUAGAUGGUAAAUGGAUAUACAGAUUUGCUUCUCACCCAAGGUUUGCUUACUGGGCAUAUAAUUUGUUGUAUCGAUGGCGACUACUUGGUCAAAGCAAUAUAUUUAUAAGACAGAAUCCAGGAGAUGCAGCUUUAACAACUGAACAACUGACUUCCAUGCUACUAAAUAAUGAUCAUAAUUACAUGAUGUCAAAACUUUUAAAUUAUGCCAAAAAUAUUUCAGGAACCAAUGCCUACUGGAACCAGAAAAAACAAAAUUUGCAAUCUAUAAUUGAGCAGAAAGGACCUCCAACAAUUUUCUGGACAUUGUCUUGUGCAGAUUUUCACUGGCCUGAGUUUCAUUCAUUGUUUGGUGAAAAUUUGCAAUCCUCCAAUUUCAGAUCAAAUGUAUUAAACAACCCACAUAUAUUUGAUUGGUUGUUUACAGAAAGAGUAAAAAGUUUUGUAAAAUGGUGGUUGUAUAAAACUCUAGGUGCAGAGUGGCAUUGGUAUAGAUAUGAGUUUGCAGUGCAGAGAGGCUCAAUUCACUGCCAUGGUGUUGCAAAAUUACAGGAUGAUCCUGGAUUAUGUAAACUGACACAGAUUGCACUCAAGGGGUUUCUUGCUAAACAAAAGAAAAAUGGUCAAGUUACUAAUUCUGGUGAAGUUACAAUUGAACAGCUUCAACAGCAAAUAGAUGAAGGUUUGCAAGCUGAAAAAGUAAUUUGUUGUUACACAGAUUCUUUGCUAUCAACAUGGAAUAAUAACAAUCCUGAAGAAAUGCAGUGGAUAAAACCUGAUGUUCACCCCUGUAAACAAAGGUUUUCAGAUAUUACAGAACAACACUUAGAUGAUGAUUAUGAAGAUUUAUUAAACACAGUUCAAAGACAUACAAUUUGCAAUUCUCUUUACUGCUUAAAGCGUAGAAAUGAUGAAAAAUUACAGUGCCGGUUUGACUUUCCUGUUAGGCAAUGUGAGUAUACACAUCUUGAAUUUGAGAGUGUUAACACAAAAGAUAAAUCUAUUAGGUACAGAGCCAAAGUUGUUACUGCUAGAAAUGAUACCAGACUGAAUCGACACCAAAGGAUUCAGCUUCAAGGUUGGAGAGCAAAUUGUGAUAUUAAUGUUGUCAUUGACUAUCAUGCUUGCAUUGAAUACCUUGCAAAAUAUACUUCUAAAGGUGAGAAAAUUUCUAAUGUUGCAAGAGAUGCAUUUAUUUCUGUUGUCAGAUCUAUCAAAUCAACUUCUGAUUCAGGAAAUACUUCAAAGAAAAUCAAGCAGUUAAUGAUGAAAGCUGUUGGACAAAGAGACAUGAGUAUUCAAGAAGUUAUGCAUCAAACUUUGUCACUAAACCUUUUCAGUUCUUCUUUUGAAGUUGUGUCUGUGUCUUUUGACGGAAUCAGACGACUAACAAAUGAAGAUGGUGAAGUUGUGACUCACACUUCAUUGCUUGACAACUAUGCUUUUAGAAAAAAUUUCAUCAACGAUGAACCUGCUAUUGUCUCAUUAAAUUUCAUCCAGUUUACAUCAAAAUUUGUUGUGAAAAAUGAAAGACUUCACAAACGAAAAAGUGAUGUUGUGGUUCAAACAUUUCCAAGGUAUUCAAGUUCUCCACAAAGCUCAAACUAUGGUUUAUAUUGCAAGUACCAACUACUAAAAUACAAACCAUGGUCAAAUACCCUGAGUUCUGCAUGGAAUAAUGAAGAUGAUACAAAUGAAGUAUUUGUAACUCACUGGAAUAAUUUUUUGCAUACACCAAAUAUACAUUGCUAUGUGCCCGAGUGGAACAGAGAACUGACAAAUAUAUGCACAUAUUUUCAAAAUUCAGAUGAUGAUGAACAGUUUCAUGAAAAUAAUGAAGCUGCAGAACCAGAGGAGUGGAUGCUACUAUCUAAUCAUCAUAGCAGUACAGAGGCAUCAAGUCAAUACUUCUCUGUCAAUUCUGAGACUGAUUUUGAAUAUUGGCAACAAGGACAGAAGAGUUAUUCUCAGGAGGAAAUUGGAAACAUGCCAUCCUGGAUAGACAGCCAGAAACAGAUUAAUAACCUUGCAGAAGCAACUGCCAAUGUAUUUUCAGAUUUUGAUGUGGGCUCUUUGAAUGAUGAACAAUCAAAGGCUGCCAAUAGAGAGAAAAGGUCUUGUCAGUUAAAUGGAAAAGCACUACAAAAACUUCAAGAUGACUUGGAAGGAGUGCAUUAUUUACUGAUUGAUGAAUACUCAGUUAUUGGUCAAAAAAUGUUUGGUUGGAUAAGUAAACGAUUGAAGCAGGCAACCGGUAACAAUGAGAAACCUUUUGGUGGAAUAUCCAUUAUUCUUGUUGGAGAUAUCGCCCAGUUACCACCAGUUAUUGACAAGCCUCUCUAUAAUAUGCUGCCUGGUGGAGAAGUAGCUACAGAAGGUUGUUGUGUCUACUUUUCAUUUGAUAAUGUUAUCAAACUUAUAACAAAUCAGCGUGCUGCUGGUACUGGUGAAAGCCAAAAACAACUGAGAGAUCUAUUGCUUCAUUUACGGGAUGGUAAUAUAUCUCAAGAUCAGUGGAAAAUUCUGUUGACUCGAACACCAAGCAAAGUAGAUAAUUUAUCAGUUUUUAAGGAUACUGCUAUAAAAUUGGCUUUUGGAAACAAGAGUGUUGCUGAAAACAAUUAUGAUUCUUUAAUUCGGCUUUCUGUCCCAAUAGCACGAAUUAAUGCCAAACAUAAUAAUGUUUCUGCAAGUAAACAACCAGCUGAUGACAUGGGUGGUUUACAACCAACACUACUGCUAUCUAAAGGUGCAAUGGUAAUGCUCACUAGGAAUUUGUGGACUGAAGUAGGCCUUUGUAAUGGGGCAAUAGGUGUUGUUUAUGAUAUUAUUUAUCAAACAGAACAAGGCCCACCAAAUCUACCUAUUUCAGUAUUGGUUCAGUUUCAUGAUAAUUAUAUUGGCCCCAGUUUUAGUUCAACUGUAUCAAAUUUAGUGCCAAUAUCAGCAGUAACAAGUAUUUCUGAUAGCUUUGGGCCUUCUUAUGAGCGCCAGCAACUUCCUUUACGAUUGUCGUGGUCAAUUACUAUCCAUAAAUCACAAGGACUUACCUUAAACAAAGUUUGGAUUGAUUUAGGUAAAAAGGAGACCUGCCCAGGGUUAACAUAUGUUGCUCUUUCAAGAAUAAGAUCAAUAAAUGACUUAGUUAUAGAAAGUAUGACAUUAGAAAGACUCCAAGCAGUUAGGAUAUAUUUUCAAAAUUUUCAAACAAUUUUCAAAAGGAUAUAG
Molecule: messenger RNA, 7470 nt
Organism: Rhopilema esculentum
Lineage: Eukaryota; Metazoa; Cnidaria; Scyphozoa; Rhizostomeae; Rhizostomatidae
Source: RefSeq, a predicted model, not a curated record